Messenger RNA from Amphibalanus amphitrite, 1933 nucleotides. RefSeq names its product protein bric-a-brac 1-like. The record is from RefSeq and is a predicted model, not a curated record. Gene Ontology annotation, cellular component: nucleus. The annotation marks the transcript as partial. Gene Ontology annotation, molecular function: protein binding. NCBI's taxonomy places the organism in Eukaryota, Metazoa, Arthropoda, Thecostraca, Balanomorpha, Balanidae. Gene Ontology annotation, biological process: regulation of transcription by RNA polymerase II. The transcript has 6 exons.
AACGUAGGUAGACAAAAACGACUCGACCCUUGAAUCGCAUUUGCAGCUCAAAGGCAAGCAGAGAAAAAAGACUGCACAAAACUAUUACCAUCAACAACUGUCGUAUUGAUACUUUCAUAGAAAUAAAACUAGAAAGUUACCUUACCUUCUCAUGGGCCGACUUCAUACAGUUGCAAUUCAACGCAUCUUCCCGUUGAUUUCUUCGGUGCAAUGGACCUUUCAUCAAUGCGCCCACUGGUUUCUGAUUGGCUGUCGUUGCAGGAGGGAGGAAAAGCCGACGACCGAACCAAUCUCAAGGACAAAGGCACUAUACUGAGCGGAUGGACCAGUAGCGUGUUCGGUAUGGUAGUGACUUCGCCUUUUUACAGUUGUCUGCAAUAAAGCAGAAGAAAUUUGGAAGGAGGUGGGGCAAAAUCAAGCAAUAUAACAACAAAAAUUGCAAAUUUUUGUUAUUUCGCUGCAAAAAGAGCCAACCUACCUUAUCUGCCUUUUGAAUGGCAUCUUUCUUUGAUUGUUGCACACAUGGCAUGCGCGGAAGACGAAUCCAAGGAGUGAGUUAAAAAUAAAAAGGUGUCCAUGCAAUGUGGGAAUUGCUCAAAAGCUGUGAAGAGAGAAGACAGCGGACGACCGUCGCGGGAGGAGGAGCGGGAAGGGAGCGGCUGCGGGUGGGCCGCAGCUGACGGAAAAUGACAAUCAAAAACAUUGAAUGAGAAUCAAACCAAGGCUUAAGUGAUUGAAGAGGAAGUGCAACAAAUACUUAUCAAAAUGGAGGAGGACCAGCAUUUCUGUUUGAAGUGGAAUAACUACCAGUCGAACAUGACUGCUGUGUUCGACCAGCUACGAGAGAAUGAGGCGUUUGUGGACGUGACACUGGCCUGCGAGGGCUCCCAGCUGAAAGCCCACAAGGUGGUGUUGUCCGCGUGCUCGCCGUACUUUCAGUCUCUGCUGCUGAACAACCCGUGUAAGCAUCCGAUCAUCAUCCUCCCGCGGGACGUGCGCUACUCGGACCUGCGGCACGUCAUCGAGUUCGUCUACAAGGGCGAGAUCGACGUGGCGCAGGAGCAGCUGGACAACCUGCUGCAGACCGCCGACCAGCUUCAGAUCAAGGGUCUGUGCGAGGUGAGCGCCGAGCGGGCGGGCGGGGGCGGCGGUGGGGGCGGGGGCGGCGACCAGUCGUCGUCGCCCACCACUCCCUCGUCCCUCUCCACCGAGCGGCGGCUCAACGAGAUCCGACCGUCCCCGCACAAGUUCCUGCGGCGGCCGGCUGGCGGCGCCACCGGCGCGCCGCUGCCGGCCCGCCACGGACCUGAGGGCCGGCGCAAGAUUCACAUCGGGGCCCCGCAGCGCAAACGGUCCGCCUCGCAGAGCAUGCCGUCGCCCCCGGAGAGUCUGUUCCGGGGUCUGUCCACGGGCGCCGAGCCUCUCUCUCUGCCGGCGCCGAACCCCGACGCGCCGUUCUGUCCCGCGCCCGCCUCUCCUCCGGGCGGAAAACGGAGCCGACACGAGUCGACCAGCUCGGCAGCGGCGCUGUCUGUCAGCGGGCCGCUGUCCCAGCUGUCCCAGCUGUCCCAGCAGUCCCAGCAAGGACAGGGACAGCAGCAGCAGCCGCCGACCAGCCAGGCGCGACAGGCGGGCGACGCUGGCGAGCAGGACGCUCCUCUGGACCUGGCCAGCUCGGCUCCCCUGCUCUGCGAGCCCUCCCUCUCCGUGUCCGCCGGUCGGGAGGAGGCCCGUCUGGGCGGCGACCCGUCCAAGGUGGCUGCUGCGGCAGCGCUCAGUGUCAGCGCCGAGCUGGAACAGUUCCACCACAGUAUGGCGCUGGCCAGCCUGCCGGCGCCGCCGCAGGCCGCUUACGAGGUGGCCCUGGCGGCGGCCGUGGCGGCGGCCACCUCCACAUCGUCCAUGUUCCAGCAGCACACCACGCACAGUCCAG